Molecule: messenger RNA, 3532 nt
Organism: Globicephala melas (long-finned pilot whale)
Lineage: Eukaryota; Metazoa; Chordata; Mammalia; Artiodactyla; Delphinidae
Gene: MOBP
Product: myelin associated oligodendrocyte basic protein
Cellular component (GO): cortical actin cytoskeleton
Molecular function (GO): actin binding; myosin binding
Source: RefSeq, a predicted model, not a curated record
GGAUCUUGGCUGAGAACUCAUCAAAAACACCUUGUGUAAUGAAAACCCCGGAUAUAUAAUCUGUCCCUAUAUAUUCUGCAUGCAUUGAGGUAGCCUCAACCCCCCCAGGGACCUGGUGCAGACGUGGAACCUGUUUCACACAACUGCUACUUGAAGGGAAAAAAGAAGCCAAUGAUACCAAGAAAAGCUCAUAACAGAGAUCUAUUCACCAGAUGUGUAUGGAUGAAAAUACAGUGAGAUGAGUCAGAAAGUGGUUAAGGAGGGCCCCAGACUCUCCAAGAACCAGAAGUUCUCGGAGCACUUCAGCAUACAUUGCUGCCCGCCGUUCACCUUCCUCAACUCCAAACGCGAGAUUGUGGACCGCAAGUAUAGCAUCUGUAAAAGUGGCUGCUUCUACCAGAAGAAAGAGGAGGACUGGAUCUGCUGUGCCUGCCAGAAGACCAGCACCAGCCGCCGCGCAACGUCCCCUCAGAGGCCCAAGCGCCAGCCAGCUGCACCCCCCGCGGUGGUCAGAGCACCAGCCAAGCCACGGUCCCCUCCGAGGUCCGAACGUCAGCCACGCCCCCGCCCAGAAGUCCGACCUCCACCAGCCAAGCAGCGUUCCCCUCAGAAGGCCAAGAAGCAGCCGCGCAGCAGCCCCCAGAAAGGGCCAGGCACCAGCCGUGGGGGGUCCCCCAACAAAGCCUCUAGGUUCUGGUAACACCACCUCUUCCCUUUUGCUCCCCAGCCCUAAGAUUGAAAAAGAGGACCAAGCCGACCCCUCGGAAGAAGUGAUGGAGGAGUUUCAAGUGAAUGGACGGCCUCAGCUCCCGGACUCACUGCUUCUCAACCCACGUGCCCCGGGACAGGUUAUCUGGCUUUGAAUAUGAUGCAGGGGCACACACCUGCUGAUGCAGCCACAGCCGAUGCCCAUAGUCCCCAUGGCGCGGGGGCCACCGGGCAGCCUGCCUGGAGCAUUUUGAAGAUAUUGUCCUAUUGUCUCCUGACCUCUGUAAUUGCCAAUGAGAAAUGCGUUGCCAGUCUGCUGGUCCUUCCAUUGACUCAAAUUUCUUCAACCUGAAGAUAUGUGUCUUUCUUCAGGGAUGUGCAGAAAAAAGAUAUUGUUGUACAACCACCAUAAUGGCAAAAAUUAAAAAUUAUCAAGUUUUGGCAAGGAUGUGGGAAAAAUUCUCAUAAGCUACUUAUGAGAAUUUAUAAACUAUUACAACAUUUCUGGGCUGCAAUCUCGGGGUACUAGCAAAACAAGAUAUAUCCAAGAAAUAUAAUCCAAGAAAUAUCUAUCGUCUUGGAAAUCAAAAAGAAGAUAUGAAAUAAUUCCUGGUUUGAAGAAAGAACAGAAUUAAAAGCUAUAUGGAAAUGGUCAACAGUAUUAGCCAGACACAAACAUGCUUGGGGAGGUAAGGGAGACUACUGAUUAACCUGGGGUCUCUCCAAGUCUUAGAAAACAAAGAUACUUGUUCAGAGUCAAUUUUUUAUCUGGGUUGUACUGUGGUUUCUGCUCAUUUCUGACAUGGCAAAAGGGGGAAGAGUUAGAAUGUACCCCUCCCUCUCUCCCAACUUUCCUUUGGUAACAGGUAAGAAAGCACAGUAGAAGAUAAUGGAACGUAGUAGAAUGUGGAGGGAUGUAAAAUGGACAGUAUUAGGUGGAGGGAAACUCAGAGCACAGGAGAGCGAGGGCAUCGGGGCCGGCAUUCUGCUGGGAGCUGGGGCGGCCAAGCACAGGCAGAUGCCUGAAGCACCAACCAGGCCAUGGAUCUGUGUCCUUGAAAGAGCACAGCCAGACCUAGCCAAGCUUAAAGGGCAAGUGAGAAUCUGGGGGCAAUGCCAGGGGAAGUCCUGCUCGAGGUGUGGGGCUGGGUGAGAGGGAGUGCCAGAAGUAGGGAGGAAGCAUGCUAGACUCAGAUGGGCUGUAGCUCAGAACGCCAUACUCCCGGAAAGAGGAAGCAGGACGAGUACUGUCCCAAGGCAGCUGGAGGGACAGAGUGUCCUGGCUUCCUCACUUGGGGAGGCCACUUCUCUGUGGAAGUGGCAAUAACAAGGCAGGGAAUCAAACUACACAGAGCCUUCAAGUAGAAAUGUUCCCUGCCUAAAUUCAGGUGCUAAAUGAACAACAAAAAUAGAACCUCUACCAUGAACAGUUUCCAACGAGGAGAUACCUGAGGCCAUUACAUUCCUGGGAAUAACACCAGGGGUGCCAUGACAGACCACCUGAAAGAACAAAUUAGUGGGCCAGCCCCACUCAGACCCAAUGAGGAAACUUCACAUUCCUUUAGCUCGUUUUAGAUUUUGGUAAAGCCAGACCCCAUGCUCCAAGUUUGCUGGGUUCUAUCCUCCAUAUCGUCCAGAUGAUACACAGUUACUACAGAAUGUGAUGUCGAGGAGAGAGCAUGGUGUGUAUUAAUUCAUGUAAGAAAUUGGAUAUCAGCACAGAAAUGUUAAUAACUAGAAAUUACUGAAUUCUCUAUGUUGUCUGUUGUGGAAAUAAAGGCCUCUGGGGAAUGGAUCAAAAGUAUCUGGAAAUUACUUGAAACUGGUGAAUAACUAAAUGGAAUUAUAUAUAACUAAAAUGUACUAUAACCCAAUUGUACUUUUUGUCUUUCAAGGGUUGGCUCCAGGGAGCACUACGCAGUGAAUAUUACAAAAAUUACAUAAAGCUCCAAAAGCUACUCUAUGAAAAUUUCUUGAGUGGGAAUUCUCAACCAUAAUGUUUGGCAUAUUAUUCUGAUAAUUCUAUAUCAGAAUAUAGAAUUGUAUAGUAUAUCAAUUGAUUUUUUGUUCUGACAUUUUGACCGGUUUUGGUAAAACUGAGGUGUGUACCCAGAGUUGUCCUGAUAUAUGCUUAAAAACCAGCCCUCUGGGUGGAAAGUCCUGGUUGAUAGUGUUUGCCUAUUUCCAUGGUGUAAAUACUUCCAUUAUGGCUGAUUGUAAGCUACAAACGUGAUAUCACUGAGUGCAGAAUUGGGAAGAGAUGUGCAAAGUUGACCCUUGUGAGUCGGUACAGGACACUGUAUAUACCUAUGGGCCUGUAUGAAACUACAAUUUUUUACUAAAAAUGUUUCCCUGUAAAUAUAUGAAGGCACUAGUGAAAGAAAAAAUAUAAAGAGAAAAUAAAUUCCAAUUGGGAGCUCAAAUGGAAAAAAUUGACAGAGGAUUUUUUAAACUUUGUAUUCUACGUUUUAUUAUUAUCUUUUAUUAAGCAAACAAGCCAUGUAUGUGUCACCCUGAGUGUUCCAAAAUCUUAGUUUCUUUGGUGUUCCCCUAGAUGGAGGCUAGGGUCUCUCUCCUUUCAGAUACUGGUGCUAAGACGAUGCUGACCAAAGAAUCGAUGGGACCUGCUCACCGUGAAGCUAGUUUCAGGAUGGCUGAGCUGAGGGUGGAGACAGAAGAAAAGAUGUGGAGGCUUCUGAAUUUGGGGAGGCAACACUGAUAUUCAGACUUCUGGUUUGGUAUGAUAAUAUAUUGCUUUUAAGAAAUUAAUACUCAUGGAAACAAGAAAAAUCAGUUGUCCAAAAAUUGAAAAAAAAAAAAAGAA